Triplophysa rosa is the source of this 1822-nucleotide messenger RNA. It is a transcript of the gene nr5a1a, whose product is annotated as nuclear receptor subfamily 5, group A, member 1a. The transcript has 8 exons. Gene Ontology annotation, molecular function: zinc ion binding; RNA polymerase II cis-regulatory region sequence-specific DNA binding; nuclear receptor activity. Gene Ontology annotation, cellular component: RNA polymerase II transcription regulator complex. The record is from RefSeq and is a predicted model, not a curated record. Lineage: Eukaryota; Metazoa; Chordata; Actinopteri; Cypriniformes; Nemacheilidae. Gene Ontology annotation, biological process: regulation of transcription by RNA polymerase II; tissue development; hormone-mediated signaling pathway. The coding region runs from base 1 to 1440 and encodes 479 amino acids.
AUGCUGGACGCACAGAAUAACGGUAAAGUGAUGGACUUCACACCAGAUGAAGAUCUGGAGGAGCUUUGUCCUGUCUGUGGAGAUAAAGUAUCCGGAUAUCAUUACGGACUUCUUACCUGUGAAAGCUGUAAGGGCUUUUUCAAAAGGACGGUUCAGAAUAACAAGAGAUACACGUGCACACAGAAUCAGGACUGUGGCAUUGACAAAACCCAGAGAAAGAGAUGUCCUUACUGUCGUUUCCAGAAGUGCCUUAGCGUCGGCAUGAGGCUCGAGGCUGUCCGUGCUGAUCGAAUGAGAGGGGGGAGAAAUAAGUUUGGCCCUAUGUACAAACGUGAUCGUGCCCUAAAACAGCAGAAAAGAGCUUUAAUCAGAGCCAGCGGUUUUAAAAUAGAGCCCAUCCCAACCCUGCUGUCUACCGGUCAGACCGAAUACCCCCUUCCGGGGUCACUCCCAGGGCUCCAUCCUCCUUCUCUCUCAUCUCCGGAGUAUGACUGCCCUCCUCUAUGCCCCCCGGCCCUGGGUAUUGCUCUGCAAAGCUACAGUUCAUUCCCGGCACAGUACCAAUACACAACACCAGUGCACAAUAGAUCCAUUAAAGCAGAAUACACAGACACAUACUCCAGUUCACCUGACUCAUCACUGGGGUACCCGUAUCCUGACGUCUGCAUGCCAGCCUCUCCACAUACCAGCCCUAUGAACCUUGGUGCACCCCCACUCGUGCUAGAACUAGUCGCCUGCGAUCCAGACGAAGAACAGGUUAGGGCAAAGAUCUGUGCCUACCUUCACCAGGAGCAGAGCGGCAGAGGUAAACUGGACAAACCGCGGCCUUUCAGCCUGUUGUGUGUCAUGGCGGAUCAGACACUGUUCUCGAUUGUCGAGUGGGCAAGAAGCUGUGUCUUUUUCAAGCAACUAAAGGUGGGAGAUCAGAUGCGACUGCUGCACAACUGUUGGAGUGAGCUGCUGCUUCUUGAUCAUAUCUGCAGACAGGUGCAUCAUGGGAGAGAGAACAGUCUGCUGCUCAUAACAGGACAGGAGAUUGAGCUGUCAGGAGUGUUUUUGGACGCGGGACUGACUCUGGCUGGUCUAGUACAGCGAGGACAAGAACUGGCCAAAAGACUUCAGCUCUUACAGGUGGACAGAAGGGAGAUGGCCUGCUUGAAGUUUCUCAUUCUCUUUAACCCAAAUGUGAAGCUGUUGGAGAACCAGCAGUUUGUAGAGAACAUCCAGGAGCAGAUCAACAGCGCUCUGAUUGAGUACACGCUCUACUCGUACCCUCAGUGUCUGGACAGGUUCGGUCAGCUCAUACUGCGGCUACCUGAGGUCCGCUCGCUCAGCACGCAGGCUGAGGAUUACCUGUGCUACAAACACCUGUGCGGAGAGGUGCCAUGCAACAAUCUCCUGAUUGAAAUGCUUCAUGCCAAGAGAUCUACUGCGAUGUGAAAGGGACGCGAGCGCACAUGUCUGUUUGAGAGUCUAAGCCAUAUGUGCUAAUUGGAACGUGAACACUUUUUUUCAAAGGCAUUUAUUUCAUACUUUACAUGAAUGUACAGAAUGGUUUCAUUUGUAUAUAUUUUUUUCUUUUUAACAAAGCAUGACAAUCAUAAGGGGAUAGAGAUAUUUUAAUAUUAACCGAUUAUUUGACACACAUGGUCUUUUCUUAAGGCUGUUUUUAUCUAUAUUGUCUUUUAUUCUCUUGAAUAUGAGAAAAUGCUAAAACAGAAUGUCUGCUGUAUCUGUUAUUAUUAAUAUUAUUACUAUUGUUAUUGUUAUUAUUAUUGUUAUUAGUUAUGUUAUUGCUUUUGUGCUUUUGUACAGAUAAUGG